UACCUCCUGGUAGCUUUAGUGUAACACUGCCGAGUUGGCUGUGUUUAGCUAACCGGCUCCUUAAUGUGUAAUUUUUAAGUUUUACUAGAUGUCAAACAAAACCGUGAAACGUCCAGGAGUUGGGGUCGGAGUGCUGGUGACAGACUCAGCCCACCCAGGCUGUGUUCUCCUGGGAAGACGGAAAAGCGACAUGGGCAAAGGGAAACACCAGCUCCCCGGUGGCCACUUGGAGUUUGGGGAGACGUGGGAGGAGUGCGCCCACAGAGAGGUGUUGGAGGAAACAGGAGUGCGUUUGGUAAACGUCUGCUUUGCGUCAGUGGUGAACUCCAUCAGACUGGAGGAGGAGUACCACUACGUCACCAUCAUCAUGCAAGGAGAACUGGACAGGAAGCUGUCAGGAGAGCCAGAGAACCUGGAGCCGGAGAAGAACGAGGGUUGGACGUGGACGCAGUGGGACCAGUUCCCUCCUGAGGAGCAGCUCUUCUUGCCGCUAGCCGGUCUGAGACAGCAAGGCUUCCAGCCGUUCAGGAGCACAGUAAGAAACACUGAGACUCAGCGGUGAAACUGGCCUUCCCCCAAAAAAUAAUAAAUUCAAAACUCAACCUCUUGGUUUAUCUGCUGUCUCUCAAACAUUGUUCUGUUAUGGUACAUACUAUAAUUUCUGACAGAAUUAUGAACUGUUAUUGUCUAUUUUAGGAGUUUGUGACAUUCAGAUUGUAAACUGUGCAUCUAUUCGGAUUUUAAGCAAAUUAUACUACAAAUAAAUUUAAUUCAGAUGUUUCUA
Messenger RNA from Morone saxatilis (striped sea-bass), 784 nucleotides. RefSeq names its product nudix (nucleoside diphosphate linked moiety X)-type motif 15 (gene nudt15). Gene Ontology annotation, molecular function: 8-oxo-7,8-dihydrodeoxyguanosine triphosphate pyrophosphatase activity. Gene Ontology annotation, biological process: dGTP catabolic process. Gene Ontology annotation, cellular component: cytosol. NCBI's taxonomy places the organism in Eukaryota, Metazoa, Chordata, Actinopteri, Moronidae. The record is from RefSeq and is a predicted model, not a curated record. The transcript has 3 exons. Bases 89 to 562 code for a protein of 157 amino acids.